Penaeus chinensis is the source of this 4119-nucleotide messenger RNA. It is a transcript of the gene IleRS, whose product is annotated as isoleucine--tRNA ligase, cytoplasmic-like. The record is from RefSeq and is a predicted model, not a curated record. The transcript has 15 exons. The coding region runs from base 79 to 3909 and encodes 1276 amino acids. Gene Ontology annotation, molecular function: ATP binding; aminoacyl-tRNA deacylase activity; tRNA binding. NCBI's taxonomy places the organism in Eukaryota, Metazoa, Arthropoda, Malacostraca, Decapoda, Penaeidae. Gene Ontology annotation, biological process: isoleucyl-tRNA aminoacylation.
GCCUCUCCGCUCAGCCCGGUCCCACAUUGUCCACCUACGAGGAUUUUUAUAUCAAAUACCACAUCAAAAAAAAGCACAAUGGGUGACCGGCUGGAGCCAGUCCCGACUGUGGACAAGGACUCCUUUCCGAAGGAGGAGGAGAAGGUGAUAGAGCUGUGGACGAAACUUGAUGCUUUCCAGACCUCACUUAAGCAGAGCAAGGAUAGACCAAAGUUUACCUUUUAUGAUGGUCCUCCCUUUGCCACGGGUCUUCCCCACUAUGGGCACAUUUUGGCUGGAACCAUUAAGGACGUAGUUACACGAUGGGCACACCAGACAGGACACCAUGUGGAACGCCGCUUUGGCUGGGAUACCCACGGCCUCCCAGUGGAAUAUGAAAUUGACAAAACUUAUAACAUCAAUGGACCUGAGGAUGUACAGAAAAUUGGCAUCAAGAAAUAUAAUGAGCUGUGUCGUAGUAUCGUCACAAGAUAUUCGAAAGAGUGGGAGGAGAUUAUUAGCAGGAUGGGACGUUGGAUUGAUUUCAAGAAUGAUUACAAGACCUUGUACCCUUGGUAUAUGGAGAGCAUCUGGUGGAUCUUCUCACAGCUGUACCAAAAAGGGCUGGUUUAUCGUGGCUUCAAGGUGAUGCCAUUCUCGACUGCCUGCUCAACACCCUUGUCCAACUUCGAAGCGGGUCAGAACUACAAGGACACACAAGAUCCAUCAGUUGUUGUCAAUUUUCCAAUGCUUAAUGAGAAGGACGUCCUUCUAGUAGCUUGGACUACAACUCCUUGGACUCUGCCGUCAAAUCUGGCACUGUGUGUGAAUCCAGAAAUGGACUAUGUUAAGGUCCAGGGCAAAACCAAGGAGCGAACCGGGAAGUACAUCUUGAUGGAGGCUCGCCUUUGUCAGCUGUUCAAGAAUGAAACUGAGUAUGAAGUUCUGUCAAAGUUCAAGGGAAAGGAACUGGAAGGAAUCCGCUAUGAGCCUCUCUUCGAUUACUUUAAAAAGAAAGAAGCCAAUGGCGCCUUUAAGGUCUUGUGUGAUGGCUACGUAACCUCAGAGUCAGGUACUGGUAUUGUCCACCAAGCUCCCUACUUUGGUGAGGACGAUUUCCGUGUCUGUCUGGGCUACAACAUUAUCAGCAGAGAUGAGCCUCCCAUCUGUCCUGUGGAUGAUGCUGGUCGCUUUGUCCUCCCUGUCACUGACUUUACUGGUGUACAUGUGAAGCAAGCAGACCCUGACAUCAUCAAGCUUCUCCGGUCCAAAGGAAGGCUGGUGAAGGCAGAAAGUGUCAACCAUAGCUACCCAUUCUGCUGGAGGUCAGACACCCCUCUCAUCUAUCGUGCUGUGCCAUCAUGGUUCAUCAGAGUGGAGCAGAUGCAAGAGAAACUCCUAGCAUCCAAUGACAAAACUUAUUGGGUUCCUAGUUUUGUCAAAGAUAAAAGAUUUGCCAAUUGGUUGAGAGACGCUCGUGACUGGGCUGUGAGUCGUAAUCGUUACUGGGGCACACCUAUCCCCCUGUGGGUCUCUGAGGACUUCCAAGAGAUUGUGUGCAUUGGCAGCAUUGCAGAACUGGAGAAGCUGUCAGGAGAGAAGAUCAAAGACAUCCAUCGUGAUAGCAUUGACCACAUCACCAUUCCCUCAGCUAAGCCAGGAAAUCCUCCACUUAGGCGCAUCUCAGAAGUGUUUGAUUGCUGGUUUGAGUCUGGCUCCAUGCCCUAUGCUCAGGUUCAUUAUCCAUUUGAGAACAAGCGAGAAUUUGAAGACUGUUUCCCUGCCGACUUCAUUGCUGAGGGUAUUGACCAGACCAGAGGUUGGUUCUACACACUCCUUGUGAUCUCAACUGCUCUGUUUGGUAAACCACCUUUCAAGAACUUGAUUUGCAAUGGUCUUGUUUUGGCUGAAGAUGGACAGAAGAUGAGUAAGAGAAAGAAGAACUACCCUGAUCCAAUGGACAUUGUGGCCAAGUAUGGUGCUGAUUCCCUGCGACUGUACCUCACUAACAGCCCAUCUGUUAGAGGUGAAAAUUUACGUUUCAAAGAGGGUGAUGUGUUGAAUCUGCUGAAGGAAGUCUUCAUCCCAUGGCUCAAUGCCUACCGCUUCUUUGUUCAGCAGGUUGAAAGGUAUGAAAAAGAAGAAGGAGCACAAUUCCAGUUCGAGGAGAGCGCCAUGGGCAAGUCAACCAAUGUGAUGGACAGGUGGAUUCUGUCUUUCACACAGUCACUCCUUGCCUUUGUGCACAAGGAGAUGGAAGCCUACCACCUCUACACUGUAACACCACGCCUCGUGAAGUUUGUAGAUAACCUCACCAAUUGGUAUGUGAGGUUUAACAGGAAGAGGCUUAAGGGAGAGACUGGAAAGGAAGAUUGUCUGAAAGCUUUGGAGACUUUGUACUCUGUGCUUUUCUGUAUGGUGAGGGUGAUGGCACCCUUCACUCCAUUCAUCACCGAGACCAUGUACCAGAACCUGAGACGGGUGCUCAAGCCUGGAACCCUUGGACAGGGUGAUACUAGUUCAGUUCACUACCUCAUGGUUCCCCAACCAAUGAAGAAACUCAUUUGCCCUGAGAUUGAGACCUGUGUAGGCAUUCUGCAGAAUGUUGUUGAAUUGGGUCGAUACAUCCGCGACAAGGUGAACAACCCUAUGAAAUAUCCCUUGCCUGAAGUAGUUGUCAUCCACAAGGACCAACAAAUUCUUGAUGAUGUUUUGAGACUUGAGAAGUACAUUAUGGAAGAGCUUAAUGUUAAGACUGUGACAACAUCAACUGACAAGCAAAAGUAUGGAGUUGCUCUGAGAGCUGACAUGAAUUUCAAGUUGUUGGGUGCAAGACUGAAAGGAGAUGUGAAGAAGGUCCAACAGAAGGUAGCAGAACUGACAGAUCUAGAGAUCCAGGAAAUGCUUCAGGCAGGCUCAAUCAAUAUUCUAGGUCACACCAUUGAUGCAAGUGAGCUUAAUGUCAAGUACAGUUUUAGUGGUGAGAAAGCAGAGGAAUUAUCUUCAAAGUAUGAGGCUCAUGCUGAUGCUAAUGUUCUUAUCUUGUUAGACAUUACUCCAUCUCAAGACAUGUUGGAUGAAGGUAUGGCACGAGAGGUUAUUAACAGAGUCCAGAAAUUAAGAAAGAAGGCAAACUUAGUGCCAACUGAUGAAGUAACUGUAUGGUAUGAAGUAAAGGAUGGUGACCUGGCUCGUAUCAUCACUUCCUUUACUGAAUAUAUUGAGACUGCUACAAAGACACCAUGCAAACCCUUAUCAGAGAAGAACAGCACCGAUGUUAUCAUCGAGGAGGUUGCAGAUGUGAAGAAAACAGAUUUGAAGUUGAUAAUCACUAAAGGUUUCUGUGCUGGUUGGACCAUGACAGCUUCGACAGUGGAGAGUGAAGGGCCAGCAGCUCAAGGAGGAUUAACCUGUCCCUGGGUCAAUAUCAUCCUUGAUGGCACACCAAGAUUUGCCAAUAACAGCUGUAGUGCAACUUUGCUACUUGAAAAUCCACAGAAUUCUCCAGUUGUCAGAUCUUGCAAGGAUAUUCUUCUUGAAGCGCAAAACAUCUUUGGCUUCCCUCUUAAGCAUGCCAAGUUGCAUAUUGAGAGAAAGCAGAUUGACUUGGAGAAAACUUCAAUCAAAAACCUUGCUGGCAAAACUGUUGUUGUGACUUCUGAUCCUAACAAAGUCCCUGUUGGAACAUCAGCAGUCAAGCCAUACAGCAGAUUUGUUAAUGUUGAAGGAAAUGGAAAGAAGGCAUCUGUACUCCUAGAAAACCCCUGUGGGGAUGGCAUCAUGACAGUGUCAACCUUUGUCAAAUUUGUGAUGAAUGUUUUGGGCUUGAGAUCAACACCUCGCCUCUUCACUGAUCCUGAGAAGAAGAAAGAACUGCAACUUAAUGGCACUAGUUUAGCUAAGCUUCAAGGGUCCACAGUUUAUGUUUGAGUGUUUGGUAGGGAUCUUGUUGUUGUUGAAAGGACCUUUUGUGGAUAAAUUAGCUUAAAAUCAUGAGUAUCACUAAGGAUUUAAUCCAAAGACUAGUGCUUCAUGCUUUUUUUUCCAUAAUUUAUUGCUGAUACCAGUGCAAGAAAAAAUUACACCAGGUGGAUAACAGUGUAUGAAAUAGCACAAGUAAUAAAUAUUAUAAGAAGUAGA